AUGAAGCAAGUUCCUCGAAGAGUGGCCAUCGUGGCCCUGUUCCUUCUGAUUUUCUUUCAACCAGCAUUUUUUGAAAGCCAGUCAGAAGAAUCCCAUGAAAUUGGCCAGAUUGAGCAUGACAUCGAAGAGUCAAUGAAUAACAUGGCAGAAAACUUUGAAGAUGGCACCGGAAUCAAUGGAAAGCAAUCUAGAAUUAUCAAUAAAGCAUUCGAGAGGCUCGGAGAUUUUGUAAAGGAAAAAACCGAUCAUAAAGGAUUACCAAGCAUGACCGGAAUUAUCAUUAACUUUAACUAAUUUUUAAAGAUUGAGUUUCGGUAAUAAAAACACUAUUAUAU
This is a messenger RNA of Drosophila takahashii, 335 nucleotides long. NCBI's taxonomy places the organism in Eukaryota, Metazoa, Arthropoda, Insecta, Diptera, Drosophilidae. The record is from RefSeq and is a predicted model, not a curated record.